UUUUCGCGAAAAAUGGCCAAAAUUGGCGACAGGGCCCUGUUCCACGCCUGUAGAAAGUAACAAGAAUGCGAGUGAGUGCGCGAGGACGUCGUGAAGCUGGCUGGUGAUCUGUUUUGUGUAGAGAUUUGCUCCCAAAUAGAAUGACCUUCUAACCGACAAGCCUCCCAUGGCGACUUUAUUCAUUCUGGCAGCUGGACUGGCCAGACUGGAGAGAAUGGCCACGACAACGAACAUACCAUCCAGCGUUGAACAACGAAGGCGUACAUCUUGGCGUAAGCGCUUGCAACAGGGGUUGCAAAGUCACCCCUUUUCGCAAAAAAUGACGAAAACUGGUUCAUUUUUCGCGAGAAGAUCAGGCCCUUGGAGAACACGCAACGCGUUUGAGAUGAUUUUCCUUAAACUAUUCACCCCUAUAUUGAAAGACUAUGCAUGACAUGCAUUGUUGCUUUUGAAGUAAUUAAAUGAUACUUGUCUUGAACAACAAUU
Lasiosphaeria miniovina is the source of this 486-nucleotide messenger RNA. RefSeq lists its product as uncharacterized. The transcript is spliced from 2 exons. Lineage: Eukaryota; Fungi; Ascomycota; Sordariomycetes; Sordariales; Lasiosphaeriaceae. The coding region runs from base 167 to 433 and encodes 88 amino acids. The record is from RefSeq and is a predicted model, not a curated record.